CUUUGUGCUUAAUUCUUACUUAGUUCAAUAGCGCAGUGUACCGCGAACGUCGACGCUGAAGUACAUAUUUCGGUCUUGAAUUUAAAGUGUGGAAAUAUUUUAUUUUCAUUAAUAACAAAAACGCAGCAAUUUGGGACUACAAGCAAUAUUGAAUUAAAUGCUGAGCACAAAAUGAUACCAGUACAGAAGUGGAUUAUUAAGUAUUUAAAAACGAACUAGAAAAUUGAAGCCAGCAAAGUGUGGUGACGGACAUUUUUGGUGUAAGGAGUUACCAAAGAAUUAUAAAUUGUGUGUGUAAAGAAGUGCAAAAAAACACACACAUCUACAUAUUUGGCCGGUAAAGGACUGCAAUAAAGUCAUAGCAAAAUCAAAGUUAAUAAUAUUAAAAUGCAGCAACAAUAAUAAAAUUCAGUGCAAAAGUACAUAAAAUAAGCGGAGACGCGGCAGCUCGAACGUGAAUGAAAAAUAUAAGAAAUUGCCGGAGAAAAAUAGUGUUGUAGCAAUUUUCAGGAGCAAAUAUCCAACGAUAGAUAAAACUAACGCCCGACAUUAUCGUGUCGCAGAUUUUAUCAUUCUAAAAUUAAGUAAAAACGUUUACGAAAAAACGCUACAAAAUGCAGUGGGAUACAAUCGAGGAGGAGGCUAUGGGAGAAAUGGAUCUUACAAGUCAAAUGCCACACGGCCUGGAACCGGGCGCUGUCUCCGUCGCUGCCGCUGGCAACAAUAACGCUUCCCCCCGCCGCACGCAUAAUCUUAGCAUAAUGAACACCAUGGCGCACAGCGGCAUUGAUUACCAGUUGUCCUUUUACGACGAUGACGAACGGAUUAACGAGGCAGUACCGCGCUUGCCUUCCACCACUAUCGGCAUGCCCCGAAUGAGACCCUUACUCUCACCGGAAGGAUCGCCAUGCCGCUUCCAGUUUGCAGCGAGGUGCAGAAUGCAAAGAAAUCGUCGGGAUGCUAGCACCAAUGGUGAGAAUGUCCGCAAUCGUCCAUCAGUUGCAUCACGCCUACAGAAGCUACAAAAUGCCAACGCCCAGGGCAGCAACACUGCUCAAACACCCUCAAAAAGCUUGCGCAUAUUCCACAGCCUAUCGUCUGAUUCGCGGGGGUCAUCAUCAAUGGAAGAGGACGAUAUGGAAUUAUUUGACAUGGAAUCGAUGCAACAUUCCGCACAGUCAUCGAAUUCAAUGCCAAAAGUGCCCAGCGAUUUAGACUCAUUGUUUAUUGGGCAAAUCAAGAAUUUCUUUUCACCCGCCCACCGACCAGACGACGAGCAAUCGGAACUAGUGGAUCCACUGAGAACGCCCGAAAUGCGUCGACCACCAGUGCGCCGCUGUUUGAGCAUGACUGACAACUACCCAGUGUCGCCAAAUACGCCUGAAACGUUGCUACGACAAGUACAAGAAACUGCCACAAGUCCUUUCGGGCUCAAUUUGUUAACUACCCAUCGCAGCAAUGGCACCAUCAGCUAUUGUUUUAAGCGUCCCGAACCACCAUCGAAAACCAAUUCACCUGUGCAAAUUAAACGUCAUCGCACGCAAGCCGAAAAAGAGAAUCUCGACGAUUCGUUGACAACUAUGCUGGUGGCAUCACCACAACCAGUCAAAGUGCCAAGCCAUCCCCCGCCAUUGCGCAAAAGUAUGUCAAUGAAUGAUGCCGACAUCAUGUCUGCGAUAGCACGUUCCGAAAACAAGGAUGAACCGCAAUUGAUCGGUGACUUCAGCAAACCCCAUGUCUUGCCACUGAUGGAGGGACGCCAUCGUGAUCUCAAAUCGAUCUCGUGCAAUACCAUGGCACGUCUGCUGCGUGGCGAAUUCAACGAUGUUGUGUCCUCCUAUCGCGUUAUCGAUUGCCGUUAUCCCUACGAGUACGCGGGUGGUCACAUACGUGGCGCCGAAAAUCUGUACACACACGAACAGAUAAUCGGCGAGUUCGCGUCACAACAAAAGACUGCAGUGGAGCAACAAAAAUCAGCCACUGAUAAUCGUCGCAACAUCAUUAUAUUCCAUUGCGAAUUUUCAUCGGAACGUGGACCGAAAUUGUCGCGGUUUCUGCGCAGCACCGAUCGCGAACGCAACACCAAUUGCUAUCCAGCACUCGACUACCCCGAGAUCUACUUGCUGCACAAUGGCUACAAAGAGUUCUACGAACAGUAUUCGGAGUUGUGCGAUCCCAUUGCGUACUGUCCCAUGUUAGAGCCUGCGUACAACAGUGAAUAUCGUCAUUUUCGCUCCAAGUCCAAGUCAUGGAACGGCGAUGGAUUGGGUGGCGCAACUAGACGCCUAAAGAAAUCGCGUUCACGACUAAUGCUGUAAGACGGCAACAACAAUGACGGCAGCCGCGCAAGAAGCAAUUUAAAUUAUUUGUCUUGUUUAAAUACGUUUGCCGGGCAGCAGUGGAGCGCGUUCCAUCAAAUUGAUGGCGGCUCGUAUCGACAGGGAGGAGAGGAAGUAAGGUGGGGCGAAGAACAAAUUUACGUAUGCAGCAGUACAAAUGCAAAAGUUAGCUUUAACUAAAGACGCAGAAAUAUCAACUUUAGUACCAUUUGAUGUUGGCCGCCCACCGCCAACCACAUUGGAGCAACCACAUAUACACUCGCACACAUACUAAACUAUUACCAUAUUCCAUAAACAUGAAUACACACAUGCAUAUAUGCAAUUGCAACCACAAACACGAAAACGUUAGUGCACAACUGGAACACAACACAACACAACACAACAACAGGCAUUCUUCAACUUUACAUUCACUUGGUUUUUGUUGAUUUUUUUUUAUUCGAUGUUUUAUGUCCAAUUUGGAUUUUAUUUUAUAGAACUAUUUUAUAUAUACAUACUAUGUUUGUAAAUACUUGGCAACGUUUGUGUGUGUGCGUAUGUGUGCAACGACUGCACUUAAUUGUUUACGUGUGUGUGUAUGUGCGUGGUGCGUAAUGUAAUAUGUAAGAAAAUGUAACACUUUUUAGACGAUAAGUCACUUGAUGAUGUGCGUUUGUGCGCGUCUGCUUGGGCGCCUCUAUGUAAAUAUGUAUAAGAAAUGCUUAAGCAUAAAGCAGAACAUUUGCAAAAUGCUUAAAAUAUCUAAUUUAUUUGCUAUGAAUAGCUCUAGAUAGCUUAAUUUAAUUUAGUUGGUAUGUGCAAGUAGCCGGGCGCAACGCAGGCGCGCACACACAAUGCAACACAAACGCAAAACACAGCCAUUGUAAAAUUUCGUGUGCACAAAACAGGCACUUAAGUUAUUUAGAUACAAAGGCAGAAAGAUAAAUACAAAUGUAAUAUAUUUGUUUAUGGAAAUUCCUGCAAAUGCAUUAAUAAAAAGCAAAAAAAACACAAAAAAA
This is a messenger RNA of Anastrepha obliqua, 3334 nucleotides long. Its product is annotated as M-phase inducer phosphatase. The transcript is spliced from 2 exons. Bases 615 to 2318 code for a protein of 567 amino acids. Gene Ontology annotation, molecular function: protein tyrosine phosphatase activity. Gene Ontology annotation, cellular component: cytoplasm; nucleus. The record is from RefSeq and is a predicted model, not a curated record. Lineage: Eukaryota; Metazoa; Arthropoda; Insecta; Diptera; Tephritidae. Gene Ontology annotation, biological process: protein dephosphorylation; positive regulation of G2/MI transition of meiotic cell cycle; G2/M transition of mitotic cell cycle.